AUGAGCAGCAAAACAGCAAGAAAUAAACAGCAGCAAAUGAGCAGCAGAAGAGCAGCAAAAGAGCAGAAAGAUAGCAGCAAAAGAGCAGCAGCAGAGCAGCAAAAGAGCAGCAGCAGGAGAGCAGCAAACGAGCAGCAGCAAAUCAGCAGCAGCAGAGCAUCAAAGCAGCAGCAAACCAGCGUCAAAAGAGCCGCACGCGAGCAGCAGCAAAUAAGCAGCAGCAGAGCAGCAAAUCAGCAGCAAAUCAGCAGCAAAUGCGCAGCAGCAGCAGCAAACGCGCGGCAGCAGCAGCAAACCCCCAGCAGCAGCAAAUGUGCAGCAGCAGAUGGAAGCGUGCAGCAGCAGCAGCAAACGCGCAACAGCAGCAGCAACUGUGCAGCAGCAGCAGCAAACGCGCAACAGCAGCAGCAAUUGUGCAACAGCAGCAGCAACUGUGCAACAGCAGCAGCAAACGCGCAACAGCAGCAACUGCUGCUGCUGCGUAGCAACUGCUUCUGCUGCCGCGCAGCAACUGCUGCUGCUGCUGCUGCUGCUGCUGCUGCCGCGCAGCAACUGCUGCUGCUGCUGCUGCUGCUGCUGCUGCUGCUGGCGGACCUGUGGGCCAGAAGACGAGGAGUCCAAGAGCAGCGACGCAGGAGUUGGCGAAAAGCAGAAACAGCAAAUAGCUGCCUUUGGGAGCAGCAGCAAAAACGGGGUUUGCUUCGAGUGCUGCACUUGAAGAAAAAAGAUAAAUGUGGAAAAGAAAAGGCAAAGAAAAAGGCCCCACAAAGAGAGCAGCAGACAGCAGCCGCCACAGCUGCAGCCGCAGCAGCAGCAGCUGCCAGUCCAGCAGCAGCAGCCGCGGCGGCAGCAAACCCGUCGAGGCCAGCAGCGCCAGCAGCAAACUUGCUGCUGCUGCAGCACGAGUCACUGCUGGCAAAGAUCUCCACCACAACUCCGGGCCGCGCUCCAGGCCCCGCAGCCCGCCUACUCCCGCCUCCAUCACAAACCCUAAACCCUAAACCCUAA
Eimeria necatrix is the source of this 1008-nucleotide messenger RNA. RefSeq lists its product as hypothetical. The record is from RefSeq and is a predicted model, not a curated record. NCBI's taxonomy places the organism in Eukaryota, Apicomplexa, Conoidasida, Eucoccidiorida, Eimeriidae.